UACUCGGGUAGGUAACUUUAUAUGUACAUUAUCAAUUCAGUGCGCAUUCGGGAGACUACACAGUGCACGGUUUCGGGAGUGUUGUAUAUUGUGGUUUAGUGGAACAUGUACAUAUUUCUUAAUUGAUUUCUAUCAGCAAAUAAGUUGUUCUGUAUACAUCACAAUAUGAAGCCACGCGCGGAAGCCAGCGCCUGGGUGAAGUUUCGUCUGUUGAUGUGGAAGAACUUCCUACAGCAAUGGCGGCACCCGCUGCAGACGGUAACGGAGCUGCUGCUGCCGGUCGCCACCAUGUCGCUGAUCCUGCUGCUGCGGUGGCAGAUCGAGCCGCAUGCGGUCGACGUCCGGUUGUACCGGCCUGUCACUGCCGACAGCCUCAACGAUACCAGGACGCUUCAAGUAUUGGGAGGAAUGGAUUUUAAAAAUCUAUCCAUUGCGUAUUCUCCACAAAGCGAAGUUCUAGAGGAGGUGAUACGAAACGCAGUUGCAAAAUUUGUUGUUAAGAACGUCCGAGAUGUUAUACAGGGUUUAAAAGAACAUUUUGAGAAUAUUGAUUGGCCUAAUAUAAACUGGCCUGACGUAGACUGGUCUGAUAUAGAUUGGCCUAACAUAAACUGGCCUGACAUAGACUGGCCUGAUAUAGAUUGGCCUAACAUAGACUGGCCAAACAUAGAUGAAAUUGAUUGGUCCGAAAUCGAUUGGCCCGAGAUCCCACCAGACUUCGAUAUGCCAAAUUCAACAGUAGUGUUACAAUUACUAAGGUCCCUUGUGAGAGUACAAGCUUAUAACAGCAGUGAUGAUCUCCGCUAUAUUUAUUCAGAUGAGCAGAAUAUACGCAGAGUCAUAGCAGCAGUACAAUUCGACGACGAGCUUCUUGGUGUCACAGUAUUGCCCAAAAAUAUAUCCUACGCACUAAGGUUUCCGGAGAGGCCGCGUUUAAAUUCAUUCUAUCUCUCCGGUUCAAGGUUUUGGAGAACUGAUACAGUGUUUCCAGUUUUUGAGACACCAGGACCCAGGUCUCCAAAUUCUCCGAUAGGCGGUAGCGAUCCAGGUUACUUCAUCGAAAUGUUUAUUCAGCUGCAACACGUGAUAUCAAGGGAGUUGAUAUCUAAAAUUAGUGGCAGAGAUCUGAGCGACUUCAAGGUGGAUUUCCAAAGGUUCCCGCACCCUGCCUACAACGACGACAGGGCCAUUGAAGUGUUGCAGGCGCUGUUCCCCAUGUUCAUUAUGAUAACAUUCAGUUACACAGCGAUCAAUAUAACCAGAGCUGUCACCGUCGAAAAAGAAUUACAACUUAAAGAAACCUUAAAAAUUAUGGGCUUACCUACCUGGAUACACUGGAUGGCGUGGUUUUGGAAGCAAUUUAUUUUUCUCUUAAUUACAUCUGCUCUUCUAAUUGUUAUAGUGAAGAUAAAUUGGUUUGAAAGUGAAGAAGGACUCACGGACUACGCCGUAUUUACAAACACGCAUUGGACCAUCCUCAUUGUUUAUAUGGCUCUUUAUUGUGCUUGUACAAUUUUCUUCUGUUUUAUGGUUAGCGGAAUCUUUUCAAAAGGAAGCACCGCUGCACUGUUUACCGGAGUGAUUUGGUUCCUGACAUACAUCCCGGCGAUGCUGCUAAACCUGGACAUCACCAUGUCGCUGCCCGCACAAAUCAUCACGUGCCUCAGCAUCAACACCGCCAUGUCGUAUGGCUUCAAUCUGUUGCUGGGUCGCGAGAGUAUUGGAGGCAUGUCAUGGGGCGACUUCAUGACGUCCCCCGCUGCGGAUGACAGCCGGCUGUUGUUCGGCUACGUCGUCAUCAUGCUGGUGGUCGACUGCUUCCUCUACAUGGUGAUAGCCUUGUACCUAGAGCAAGUCUUGCCCGGGCCCUACGGCACUCCAAAACCUUGGUAUUUCUUCGUACAAAAAAAAUUCUGGUUCUACAGUAAGACGUCUCCAGGUGAAUACAUAUCUGAUGAUCCCGAAAAUGAAGCAAUAACUAUGGAAAAAGAUCCCUCGGAACUUAACAUUGGAGUUACAAUGAAAAAUUUGACAAAAAAUUACGGGAAUAAUAUUGCGGUAAAUAAUUUGUCGUUAAACAUUUACGAAGACCAGAUCACAGUUCUACUGGGUCACAAUGGUGCCGGGAAAUCAACUACUAUAUCGAUGUUGACAGGUAAUCUUGAAAUAACUUGCGGUUCGAUACAGUUAGCUGGCUACGACAUGACUCAUCAGACGAGUGAAGCUCGCAGUCAUCUCGGACUAUGUCCUCAACACAAUGUUCUGUUUAAUGAGCUGACUGUCCGCGAGCAUUUAGAAUUUUUUGCGAGGCUGAAAGGAUGCACAGGCGAAGAGCUACAUCAUGAAAUAUAUUCUCUUAUUGAGAAGCUGGAACUUGAAGAAAAGCGCGAAUACAAAGCCGAAGGGUUGUCUGGAGGCCAAAAGCGUCGUCUCUGUGUUGGUAUCGCAUUGAGUGGAGGCGCGCGCGUGGUGUUGCUGGACGAGCCCACGUCCGGCAUGGACCCCUCAUCCAGGCGAGCGCUCUGGGACUUGCUGCAGAAAGAGAAGCGUGGUCGAUCAAUGAUCCUGACGACACACUUCAUGGACGAGGCAGACAUCCUGGGCGACCGAGUGGCUAUAAUGGCGCACGGUCGGCUGCAGUGCGUGGGCUCGCCUUACUUCCUUAAACAGCACUACGGAGUCGGCUACACGCUGGUGAUAGUCAAAGAUGAGCACUUUAACGAGGAUGUGUGCACUAAGAUCCUUAGCAAAUAUAUUCCAGAUAUUGCUGUUAAAGAAGACAGAGGGACCGAGCUGACUUAUAGCUUGACCACUGAUUUCUCGCAUAAAUUUGAAGAUAUGCUUAUUGAUCUGGAGAAAAAUAUUGAAGUUAUCGGAUUCAAGAACUAUGGGCUUGAUCCUACUACUUUGGAAGAUGUUUUCAUGUCUGUUGGUUCAGAUGUGGUUGAAGGAGAAACAGAAUCAGACGACACUGAGACUACUACUGACAUAUCGUAUUCUGUGAUGCGCCAAGAUUUCGAUUCUUCAUCUAUUGAAAAAUUGGAUGGUGGCAGUGAUAGAGUGACAGGAAUCCGCCUGCUUUGGCAACAUGUCCGCGCUAUUUGGAUCAAACUGUGGCUGGUAAAAAUCCGAUCGUGGGGUCUUAUUGUCUUACAGGUAUCGGUGCCACUGCUUCAGAUCAAUGCUACCCUCGGUGUUAUGGAAUAUAUCGUGUCUCUGGUGCCUAUGAUACAGUCACGAGCGUUGACAUUGGCUGAAGGAUACGCGAGCACAGAAAGUUUCCUGAGUUUCAACGGAACAGACACGACCUCUCUUGGAGCCUUGGCGAAGGCUGCAUACGAAUACAUGAUAAGCAACUCCGGUAUCGAUACUAUGCAAGUGACUGUAGUAGAUAACCAACCUAUUGAACAAUAUUAUUUGGAUCGUGCAAAUGACUCUAUAGCCAUGGGUGCGAUGCGUCACAGUGUGCUCACCGGCGCGACCUUCAGCGACAACUCGGUGACGGCCUGGUUCAGCAACUUCGCAUACCACGACUUCCCGACAUCGAUGGCCGCAGUACACAACGCGCUCCUGAAGGCCUACGAUGCGGCUGCUGAAAUCAAUGUCUAUAAUCAUCCGCUGACGGCUACUUACAGAGAUCAGAGUGACAUGGAAAUGAUGGCGUCUUUUAUGUCGCUCCAACUGUCUUCAUCAAUCGGGAAUAGUCUGGGUGUAGCCAGCGCUGUAUACGUCAUGUUCUAUAUCAAGGAGCGUGCAUCUCGUGCCAAACUUCUCCAAAAAUCUGCAGGUAUAAAACCUAUCGUGAUGUGGGGCGCCGCAGCUCUGUUCGACUGGCUGUGGCUGAUGAUUAUUUCCAUCACCAUCGCCAUCUCGUGCGUUGCCUUCGGCGUUAUUGGAAUGUCAACUUUUGCGGAAUUAGGUCGUAUGUAUCUCUGCAUCAUGGUAUACGGCGCGGCGAUGUUGCCGCUCCACUACAUAGCUUCUUAUCUAUUCGAUGGACCGGCUCUCGGAUUCGUUGUUUUAUACUUCGUUAAUGUGAUUUUCGGAAUGAUGGGCGCACAGAUCGUAGAGGCGUUGGCUUCCCCAGCGCUGACCACGCAGGCCGUGGCCGAGAUUUUGGACUACAUUUUGCAGUUCUUUCCCCUUUACAGCCUUGUAUCGGCGCUAAGGUCUUUGAAUCAGAUAGGGCUGAUAGAGCAUUCGUGUCUGAUGGCGUGUGACUACUUGCCGUCCACUGUGAACGUCAACGAGUGCACCAUGCAGAACAUGUGUCAUAGCAACUUCACCGCAUGCUGUGUUCGAGAGAACGCGUAUUUUGAUUGGGAAGAGCCAGGGGUACUCCGCUACUUAGUGUCUAUGGUCAUUUCAUUCGUUGUGUUCUGGUGCAUCCUUAUGAUCGCAGAAUACAGAUUGCUGCAAAAGCUAUUCACCCGCACAAAGAGUCCCCCUGCCAUGGACGAGAGCACCCUCGACAGGGACGUGCUGGAGGAGGCUCGCAGCGUGCGCCGCGCUGAUGACAACAGCCAUAACUUGGUGGCCAGGGACAUCUCCAAGUACUACGGGAAACACCUCGCCGUCAACCAGGUCUCCUUCACUGUAGGAGAUUCUGAGUGCUUCGGACUACUUGGUGUGAAUGGCGCGGGCAAGACGACUACUUUCAAAAUGCUGAUGGGAGACGAAUCCAUAUCUAGUGGAGAUGCAUUUGUCAGCGGUUAUUCUGUAAAGAAAAACAUUACAGAAGUUCAUAAGAAUAUAGGUUACUGCCCACAGUUCGACGCGGUGUUCUCGGAGCUGACGGGCCGCGAGACGCUGCGGGUGUUCGCGUUGCUGCGCGGCCUGCGCGAGGAUGCCGUGCCAUCCACCACAGCCGCGCUCGCCGCCGCGCUCGGCUUCACCAAGCAUCUCGACAAAAGGGUUCAUCAAUACUCUGGCGGUAACAAGCGUAAGCUGAGUACAGCAGUGGCGCUGUUGGGCCGCACAAAGCUGGUGUUCGUUGACGAGCCCACCACCGGCGUCGACCCCGCCGCCAAGCGUCAGGUGUGGCGAGCGAUCCAAGGAGCGCAGCGCGCGGGGCGCGGCGUGGUGCUGACGUCACACAGCAUGGAGGAGUGCGAGGCGCUGUGCACCAGGCUCACCAUCAUGGUCAACGGGCAGUUUCGGUGCAUCGGCUCGCCGCAGCAUCUGAAGAACAAGUUCUCUGAAGGUUUCACAUUGACUAUCAAAAUUAAAACGAACGAUGAGUCAACAGCCGAAGAAACAUAUAGAUCGACUGACGUUCUUAAACGUUACGUAAACGAUAACUUUCACAACCCAAGAUUAAUGGAGGAAUACCAAGGUCUGCUGACGUACUACCUGCCGGACCGCAGCAUCGCGUGGUCGCGGCUGUUCGGGAUCAUGGAGCGCGCCAAGCGCGAUCAGGCCGUCGAGGACUACAGCAUCUCGCAAACCACGCUCGAACAAAUAUUCCUGCAGUUUACUAAGUACCAAAAAGACUCGAGUGGAGUACAAUUGACUACGCAAAUAUGACCUAAACAUUACAUAGAUAAUUAAUUAUACCUACUCAAAAGUAAUUUAAUAAUAAGUCAUGUGUGCGAUGUAUAACUGUGAUAUUCUAUUUUGUAACCUUAUAAUUAAUAAAAUAAAAUUCUUAACAAGUUAAAAAUAUUGUGAACUUUGUAAGGCUAAAAUAGUUUCAGUGUGUCUAUUGACAUAGCCUCAAUGGAGGCGGCCAGAGGAAGCCAUUAUCAUCUCCGGUCAGUCUCCAUCAGUUACGGCCAGUGGUCAGCUUCACGUCGUCCAUCACAGUGGAUUCCUAUAUGUGCCUCUGUUCCUCUUACCAUCCCUUGGAUAUCAUUCUGUCACCGCUUUACUGCUUUUCGCCCUUGAUCUCGCAACAUAUAUAUCCUGUUCACAACACAAAAAAGUACUUAGAUGUCGCUUGUGGUUUUCUUCACCGGAAUACAAAUGGUGGUCAAUGUAAAUAUACCAGAUUGAUAAACAAAAUUAAAAAUUCAAGUGGCGGUUAGUCGAGUAAUAACUCGGACUACUUGAAUUUGUAUAUCAAUCUGUAGGUAUGUUUGUUGAACCUUUCGAUCACGGGCUACCUUUAGACUAUGACCUAUUGCCAUUCAUUAUCAUAAUAUAUAGCGCCAUAUUUUAGUCGCGACACUUUAUAAUUUAUCGCAAUUAUCAUCAAUAUUAGUAGGCGAUUACGCACACCCAUCCAUCUGCAGUCCACCUCAUUGAGGGCCGGCGCGGCUGCGGCCACUGCCGCGUAUUUGAAGCGACUUAUGGUGACUUGGAGUCGAGCUACAUUUUUGUGCCCUUUGCUGUUGAGACGAUGGGCCCAUGGGGUCCUGAGGCAAAAUCCUUUUUGUCUGAGAUUUCAGCGCGUCUCCGUGAGGUAACGGACGAUCCAAGGGAAGGCAGUUACUUUGCACAGAGGAUUGCCAUUGCGGUUCAGAGGGGUAAUGCUGCCAGCCUUCUUGGAACCCUUCCAAGCGGCGACGAGCUGGAAUUUCUUUAUUAUCUAUAAUUAUAAAUUUUGUAAAAAUAUAUAUAAUUUUUAAUGUUUUAUAAAAAUAAUAAAGUGGAUUACGCACAACAUUA
Messenger RNA from Plodia interpunctella (Indianmeal moth), 6609 nucleotides. Its product is annotated as ATP-binding cassette sub-family A member 2-like. The transcript is spliced from 33 exons. The record is from RefSeq and is a predicted model, not a curated record. Gene Ontology annotation, biological process: transmembrane transport; lipid transport. Gene Ontology annotation, molecular function: ATP hydrolysis activity; ATP binding; ABC-type transporter activity. Bases 166 to 5526 code for a protein of 1786 amino acids. Gene Ontology annotation, cellular component: intracellular membrane-bounded organelle; membrane. Lineage: Eukaryota; Metazoa; Arthropoda; Insecta; Lepidoptera; Pyralidae.